Akanthomyces muscarius is the source of this 903-nucleotide messenger RNA. RefSeq lists its product as uncharacterized. Gene Ontology annotation, biological process: lysosomal transport; endocytic recycling; Golgi vesicle transport. The record is from RefSeq and is a predicted model, not a curated record. The transcript is spliced from 2 exons. Gene Ontology annotation, cellular component: GARP complex; EARP complex; membrane. Bases 1 to 903 code for a protein of 300 amino acids. NCBI's taxonomy places the organism in Eukaryota, Fungi, Ascomycota, Sordariomycetes, Hypocreales, Cordycipitaceae.
AUGUCCACCAUCGCCAGCCCCCGAGACCCCUCCACGCCCCUCCGUCGCGUGCCCUCGAACAUCGUCACCCCGACGUCCUCGACGCGGCCCUCCCUCGAAGCCGCGCGCUCCUCCGUCACCUCGCCCGUCCACAGCAAUGGCCCGACGACCGGCCCCCUCCCCGUCGCCAAGCGUGCAAACCGCGCCGCUCUCCGCGAGUACUACAACCUCCGCGCCGCCGCCGCCGCUGCUCCUCCGCGCAUCGGCGUCGAGCUGCCCGACUCUGAAGUGCCCGUCAGCGACAUGGAUAUUCCGGGCUUCAAAACAGACGAGUACGUCGCCAAGGUCGUCGCCGAGAAUAGCCUCGAGGACCUGCUGCGGCUGUACACGCGCGUCGUCGGCGAGGUGCGCGCGCUCGACGCCGAGAAGAAGGCGCUCGUCUACGACAACUACAGCAAGCUGAUUGCCGCGACGGAAACGAUUCGCAAGAUGCGAUCCAACAUGGACCCUCUCAACCCCAUGGCCUCGACCCUCAACCCGGCCAUUGCCCAAAUAUACAGCCAAGCCGCCGAGAUUCGCGAGGCCCUGCGCGCAUCCAUCCCCGCGCCCGACUCGGACGAAGGGCAGAAGCGCGUCGCCGCGCAGCGCCGCAAGCGCACCCGCGACCUCGCCGUGCAGGUCCUCGCCACGCCGCCGCGCCUGCGCUUGCUCGUCAGCGAGGGCAAGCUCGCCGAGGCGAAGGAGCAGUGGGAGCGCCCGCGCAAGCUCCUCCAGGCCUGGCAGGAUCAAGGGAUGGGCGGCGACGAGGUCCAGGCGUGCGUGGAAGAAGGCGACGCGGCGGUGGCAGAGCCCUCACGAGGUCCGAGCAGUGACGGACGGGUGUCGGCGAGGGUAUCCAAGGAUGGACGGAACUCGACAUCAUGA